Molecule: messenger RNA, 3005 nt
Organism: Botrytis cinerea B05.10
Lineage: Eukaryota; Fungi; Ascomycota; Leotiomycetes; Helotiales; Sclerotiniaceae
Exons: 3
Coding region: 892-1845 (317 amino acids)
Source: RefSeq, a predicted model, not a curated record
GGCUCGGAAAGUAAAGUUCAUCCAGGAGUUAGUUGAGAUGGUUGGGUGAAGUGGGCCCAAAUCCCUGUUGCCGGUUUCUUAUUCUCGCCACAACCCAUUACUUGUUUCAAAAGCUUCUAUCCUCCUUCCAGAGCUCUCAUGCCCUGAGAACCCAACACUCUUCCCAUGGCUGUCCACCUCCACUCUGCCUAACUUUCGAUACCAAAUCUUCUUGGCGGGUCUGCUCAUCACCCCCUUCCUUGUAUGUCAACACUGUCAAGCCUUCUUUGGAUAACCAUGCUCUGAGCAUUGCAAGCAUUGGCUCGGGAUCUUCUCACCUUGGAACCCUAAUUGGGACGCCAGGCAUAAUCAACUUCCUAAGUCCCCGGCAGAGAACGUUGCUAAAGUUCUGCCAACAUGCAUCAUUUGCAUUGCGCAACACGGAAGCUGUCUCGUUCGAUGUAAAUCUCUGGAACGCUUUGGUCAUUUUAAUUACUGCUACUGCCCUACGCCAUUGAUGUCUAUGCAAGCUUUACUUAAAAGUUCAGACGAUAGAUAAAUCCAGAUGCACCCCCUCUCUCGAGAAUAUUUUCCCUUCCUUUUACCACUUCAUCAACGGCUCUAAUCUACAGUGGUUCGUUCAUACAAUCAGCUGCCGAAAAAGUUUGAAAAUUUUUUGGUCGUCGGUCAAUCGCAUAUUACCAAGGUAUGCAUUAUUCGGCUCUCACCUAUAUCACGGCAUUAUAUAGAUAAGUUUUCGAAACGCGCACAGUCGCAUCUGUUUUGUAAACAACGGUCAACAAAACCACAACAAGCGUUCUGGAAACAUAACGCGCUGCGGCAAUACUUCAACACCUUUUAGAAUUACCCCCAGCGACCUGCGAGAGCAGUUCGCUGUGGAGGAAUCCAUGUAUGUCUGGCUAUUCACGCCACAAUCCAGGGCACGAUCCUUAUAUCAAUUAUGCUGCUCAAUCCGAAGAACAUCCAGAGCGCGUGUACGGGUCGCAUCACCCAGAGCUCCAGCAAGUUGGUGCGCAAGGUCUCGAAUCCCUUCAACUUGGAGGGCAUCAUCAACAGCAACAACAACAUCAACAACAUCACCACCACCAAGUAUUGCUAGAUCCGCACGCCAUGGCCCACCAUCAGUCCCCUCAGUAUGGAGGUGGGCAACACAUCGGGUAUAUGGGUGCGCAAAUACAACAACCAUCUAGUGUAGGGAAAAGGCCAAGAACUCAUGAGGACUUGGAUAUUGGGAUGGGAAGAGUAUCAGAAGGCCAAAUGCAUGGGCAGAUGCAAAGCAUGUCCUCACAAAUGGCUCAACAAACGAUGGGUGGUUAUGGUGGUGGACCUCAGGCUUUUCACAGCCAUGCAUUGCCUAAUCAAGGACCUCGGGGUGCGAAGGUUCCUCGUCUUGGCGAAGGGCCGGAAUCAAGUAUGAUGUCGCAAAGCGCACCUAGUGUAGUUGGUACUGCCGGAAUGCCGAUGCCUGCAGCGAGACCGCGAGGUCCAAAGUUGAAGUUCACUCCCGAGGACGAUCAGUUACUAGUAGAUUUGAAAGAGAAUAAGGCUUUGACUUGGAAGCAAAUUGCGGAGUUUUUUCCAGGGCGUUCUUCAGGGACAUUGCAGGUCCGCUAUUGCACAAAAUUGAAGGCCAAGACAACUCAAUGGAGUGAUGAGACGGUUCAAAAACUCCGAACAGCGGUCCAUGAUUACGAACAAGAAAAAUGGCGCAUUGUGGCACAGAAAGUUGGGACCGGGUUCACAUCUACAGCCUGCAAAGAUAAAUGGACUGAACUGAUGCACCCCGAUGAUUCCGAAUUACAAUCUCCAGAUCCUGAAAAUCUUCCUGAAGAUUCGGAAUAUUAAUUUCACGCAGACCAAUUUUUGUUAAGUUUCUUUUGCAUCUCAACUACCUAUCAGCACAGACAUUGCAUACCUACACAAUACUCCCCAAGCCAACACAGCCGAUUAGACUACCGACGCGACUCAGAUUUCGCUUUACAAUUUCAUUUGUUGCACUACACACAUCUACACAUACCCAGCAUACAACAUUUCCUAUUUCAAAAAUCGAAAGCAAGAAAUUCACAAAUUAAUACCGGAUAAAAGCGGCUGGAUCGCUUUUUGUCUUAUUCGUCUAUUCAUUUAUUGCUUAUUUCUGGACUUUAAUGGUCAGCUACAUUCCCAUUUCUUUAUAUUUCGUUUUAGGAAGGAAGAAAAAAGGGAGGAAAGGAGGAGCACAUAUAUACAUGGAAACUUUCGAGAUUCGGAUACACACACACACACGCACACACCAAAAAAAAAUACUAUUCAUGAUGAGAAAUGGAAGGUGUAAUUGCACAAUGGUUGGGUGGGGUUUUUACAUACCUAGGGGUAGAUGGCUGAUCGUUUGAGAGGGGGAGAGAGACAUAUAUUCUGGAUAGUUGCUUAUCAUGUUGGACAUGGUUGUUUUUUUUGGAGAACUUCAUAUACCCCUUAUUUUGAUAUGAUGAUGGAUGAUGGAUGGGCUGAGGCAAGGGGUUUUUUUGGAUGGAAUAAUGGAAUUUUUUGGAAUAUACAUACACUAUUGUAGUAUUGAGCUUUAUUUUCUUUUUCUUCUUCUUAUUGUUCUUGAUAUUGUUUGUGUUCUUGUUCUUUUUGCUUGAUUGAUUGAUGUGAUGAUGAGGGUGGUGGUGAUGGUGAAGGUGAAGAGGGGCGAAGAGUCAGUUUGAGGAUGGAUGGAUGGAUGAAUGGAUAAGCGGGGUUGUGUGAGGGGUUGAUGUAAGGGAGAGGGAGGAGGGGUGUAUAGAGAUAGAGAUGAGAGGGAUGUGAUAUAAUGUGAUGGACGGUAGGUAUUGGUGUAUGGAUUACGUUUAUGAUGUAGUGAAUGAAGAGAAUUUCUAAUUGUUUGUUUUGAAUGUUUUGAAUGUUUUGAAUAUGAGGGAUAUAGUAGUGUGUGUGUAUAUAUAUAUAUAUGUAUAUAUGUAUGGUAAAUAAAGUAGAUGAUCUAUCUUGGGGGAGCAAUUUAGUAAGUAAUUGGGGGGAUUUUA